Molecule: messenger RNA, 342 nt
Organism: Capsella rubella
Lineage: Eukaryota; Viridiplantae; Streptophyta; Magnoliopsida; Brassicales; Brassicaceae
Exons: 3
Coding region: 66-293 (75 amino acids)
Source: RefSeq, a predicted model, not a curated record
AAGCAAUAAAAGUGUGGGGAUUUAAGCCUACGACGGAUCUCUUUCUGGGGAACGAUACAUCAUACAUGGUCUUGAAUUCAUCACAGGAGAAACACACUAGUGCCACAUGCUUGUUAAGUCAAUUCAGAAGAUUUUCGAUGAGGAGAUUCAAAGAGAGUUCGAUGAUAUUGUUCAACUCUGAUUUGAAGGGUAAAACAGACAUUUUCAUAAUAAUGGCUCCACCACCUGACACUAAGGUAGUCUUCUUUGUCCAUCUCAUUGGUAUCAUCGGAUUCGCAGUGAAGGUUAAAUAAAAAGAGGAAACGAAACUUGUUACUCAUGCAAGCUUCUCAGAUGCCACGU